CUUGCAUGGUGCUUUCGUACAACCUGCUUCACCAUUUGAGAGGUUAGAAACAACUGAUGCCCUAAACUUUAGGAUAUGUCUAAACAAAUGAAACAUCUUGACGUUCCAAAUGGUCACCUGUCCCUGGCAGUCUCAGAUGGAGACUUGAACUGCCUUGAGGUGGAUGGGCGGCGUGGAAGCAGUCAGAGCCUGAACAGCAAUGCUAGCCGGCCCAGUGUGAAAAGUGGGGGUCAUCGUGGUGUUGAGGGGUCAGUGGCCAGCUGGGCGGUUUCCUUUGAGAGACUCCUUGAGGAUCCCACCGGGGUUCGCUACUUUACGGAGUUCCUAAAAUCAGAAGUUAGUGCUGAGAAUAUACUAUUCUGGCAGGCCUGUGAGAAAUUCAGACAGAUCCCGGCGGAUCGCAAGCAUGAGCUUGCCAGGGAAGCCCGGAUGAUUUACGACACCUACCUGUCUAUCGGUGCAUGCAAUGCUAUUAACAUUGAUGACACGGCCCGGAUGGAGGAGAGCGAGCUGGGGGACCCCAAGACAGAUAUGUUUGCAAAACCACAGCAGCAGAUCUUUAAACUCAUGAAGUUUGACAGCUAUACCCGCUUUGUAAAGUCCCAACUGUACCAGAGCUGCAUGCUGGCCAACGUGGAAGGAGGAUCCCUGCCUGACCUUUGCUCUGGCUUCAGGAGCCCAGAGUCUAUAAAAAGCCCAGCCAAUUACAGCCUAGCAUUGAGCGACUCCUCCAAGAAGAAGAAAAAACUAAAAGUGGGGGUAUCUCUUCCAUUUGACUCUGAGGACUUUGCAUCCAAAAAAAGAGCAACGCUGGACAGUCGACCGGGUCCAGAGAAAUCAAGCAAAAGGGACAAGAGGAGAGACAAGCGAGGCUCUUGGGGAGAAUUCUCUGACCACAGUCCGACGAUGGUAGGGCGCCGUGAGUCCCAGUGCUCCGUCCAUUCAGCUGCCAGCCUGGAGCUAGGACAACUUGGGUCCCUUUCCAACAAAUCUGAGAACGGCAGGUCCAGCCCUCGCUGUCAGGAUGCAGAGAAGGAGGGCCGCACUGUGAAGUACUGCUGUGUUUACCUCCCUGAUGGCACUGCCUCCCUGGCCCCAGCGCGCUUCGGGAUCACCGUCCGAGACAUGCUGUCUGGAAUCUGUGAGAAGAGAGGAAUCCCAUUGUCUGGAGUCAAGAUCUAUCUGCAGAACAAGGACAAGCCUCUCUCACUUGAUCAAGACAGCUCUGUCCUGAUGGACAAGCAGGUGCUGUUGGAGACGAGGAUAACAUUUGCGUUAGAGAUGGUACCUCUCAAUAAAACCAUUGGCAUUGCAGCUAAAUCCAGUAAAACAUUGCUUGAAGCUCUGGAACCCAUCGUGGACAAGAACGGCCUGAAGUUGCAGAAUAUGGAAGCUAGAAUUAGUGGAGAAAUGCAUCCUUUAAACAUGAACAUGCCAGUCACGCCCUUGGCCAACAAGAAAGUGGUUCUGGACAGAGUAAAAGGUGAAGGUAACGCACACCUCCCCUGUGCUCCAGUGAUCCAGGUUAAUGCAAGUGCAGCAGCAGCUGUGGAUGUGAAGGCAGCAGAAAUGUCCUUGUUGCCCAGAAACCAAAUCAGAGGGAACACCAAAGCCAGAAAUGCUAUGCAGAGGAGAACUUGCGAAAUGGACGGACUGAUCGAUCUUCUGUCAAAAGUGCAGAGCUGCCGAGUGGAUGACCAGCGGGGACUUCUGAAUAAGGAGAACUUGGUAAUCCCCCAGUUCCUGCAGCUGCCUGUGAAGGAAGAGGAACAAAAUGAAGAUGAGGGCACCAUAGCAGAGACAUCAGUUAGUUUGGGACCUACCAACAGCAUGGUCACGGGUGAAGGCUGCAGGCAGCACAUUGAAGCGAACGCAAAAACCAUCUCUGCAUCUUCAUGGUCUAAAGAGGCUCCUUCCAAUUAACUGCAUGCAAACGAACUACUAAACCACAGUGCUGGAGCAGACAAUGAUUCAGACGGACAACUCUUACAAAAACAACCAAGCAGCAAAGCGACAAACGGCAAUAGACCUUCAACACUGGAUCACUGUGCAAAAGCAGAAUAUGGUACUGAAACCGUUCCGUGACCGGAGAGACAGAUGGAACUUCGAUGCACCUUAAUAAAUAUAGAUUUCAUUUUAACGUUGACUGGUUUCGCUUUCUUUUUUGCUUUGACAUGAAGAUAUCCAGGCUUUUUAACUGCCGACCAGUGAAUUGUAUUUGAAUGAUCCUGUGUAGCACAGGGAAAGACCGCAGCAUUGAGAGGACAGUGAGGUUUUUAUUUAUUUAUUCUUUCUAUUUAAUCAUUAGACACACCCUUAGAACCAACCAGACUUGAAACAUUGUUAUUUUAAUUAGAGGCAGACCUGCCAAUCCUUGUAUACAUAUGAAGGCCGGUUUCAAUGUCCAGGAAUUCUUGGAGCGUAUUGCUAGAUAACAACUUUUGGACUCCUUUUUAUGAUGUGAAAAAGCACUUUGUCAAAAUUGAUCAAAAUCCCAACCUGAAGGUAAGUGCAGUGUCCUUUUAAUAGGAAAACAGAAGUCAUUAAUGUAUUGAAAGAUUAACUACUGUAAUUGAAGAAUGUGGUAAGAAAUACGUAAAUGUUAACUGAACAGUUUUACUUUAUUGUUCAAUGUGCUGGACACCAAUGCAACAUGUUACUCAUUCACAUCUUCUGUGAUGACACUGUUAGACAUGUGAUUCAAUUCACAUGUGUAGCCAACAGUAACACAAUCAGGGUUUUUUUUUUUUUUUUUUGUCGCUCUUCAGUUGUGGAAUCUACAAUAAACUUGUACUCCACACAAUUCACAACAAUGUAAAAAUGUUUACUUUUUUUUAGUUUGCACUUGGCUUGUGUUAACUUAAGAUUGUUCUGUUGUGCCACUGUAAUAUAGCAUUAUUUAGAUUUAAAUGCAACCAAUUAAAAAAAAAAAAAUAAUGUAACAUGUACACCUUGCAUGUCUAGUUUUAUCCAUCACUUAAAUUAAUCAUUAAUAUUGUUUUCUUAACACUUGUAUUAUAAAAUAAAUAACCAUUAUAAGAUUUGGGAGUGCACAGAAAAUAAAAUGUAAUUGGCAUUUUUAGUUGGUCAGUCUGUUACAUCCAGACAGAUGCCAUACUUUUAUUAAUUUUACACUACUCUAGCACCACCUUCAGAACAUUUUCAAAAGUUUGCCAUGGUACAUUUGCAUAGAUUUGUACACUUUUGGAAUUUGAUAUACUUUGACAUACCACAACAGGAAAUAUCAUGUUGUAGUAUUCACUAGAAUAAAGCACCCUUUUCAACUUCUCAAAUAACACACCAGCAAGAUAUAUUAGCGAAGCAUGAAUUUGAUUUUAGUUUCGGUGUAUUCCCAUAUCGACCACGGUGGUGUCAAGAAUGAACCAAGGAGCACCAGGAGAAAGUACUGUAAGAUGCAUGUGGACUUAAAGAAUAUAUUUAUAGUAUUGUUCUGUUUUGUUCUUUUAUUAAUUUACAUUUCUAUUGUGUAUGUAGUUGUUCCUAUUUGUAAGUUUGACACCAAUGCGUAUUUAUUUGUUACGAGAAUGCACUCGCGCAUUGCUUUCCUCUGGCAUUCCCAAUUUAUUCUCAGCCACUAUAUGUUCCUACCUCGCUACAUACUGUGUUUUGAAUACUUGAUAUUCUUUGAGGUGGUCUGGGGCAAAGCCUGCUUAAAUGGCAGCAAUUUUCUAUUUGAAAACCUACCGUUUGCAGGGAGUAGUAGACAUUUUUACUGUUGCAUAAGGAAGGGAUUUUCUGACUCUCUGAAAUGACAAGCAACUUGCUAGUGUAACAGAUAUGUUGGUUUUAUGUAAUACAUUUUUUGUAUUUGCACACUUCCUGUGUGAAGAGGUAAGUACCUAAUUGCUAGAUCUCACUGCAAUGAAUACCUUAUGGCAUGGGAACUUCACCAAGAUCCCAAGCCAAGGCAGCCUCAAUGAGAAUAUGGCACUGUGUGCAUGUUCAAUAUGAGGCUUUGGAAUGGUGCAGGAUGCUGUGCUGUGGGAGCCCCUUCAGUCUGAUUGAUUACAGCAGGUGGCUCCACUUGAUACCAGUGAUCACAAGGGGGCGCUUUGGCAGGAUAUGACAAUAACCAGGGUCUGUUUGUCAGGUCAUUCAACUAGAAUAACAUUUUUACAGUGUUUGAAAUGGCAUGAUGACUGUAAAUACUUUGGAAGUAUGACCGGUGAAACAAGGUUUAAAUUAUGUAUGCCUUUUCAACCACAACAGGGGUGUACUUUCUUUUGGUUUGUUUUGUUAACUUGAAUUAUAUAGAUAAUUAACUGCACUAAGGCACAAGGAGAAGAAUACUCCUAGAAUGUAAGUCAGUCAAAAGAAAUUGCUCAAUUUUCUAAAUAAAGGAGAUGCACUUAUGUUGUACUGCUGAUAAUGUUGUAGAUUAAAAUUCUGAACAUAAGCAUAUGGGCACAUAAAAGCAUAAUGUUUUAAAGCUAUCUUAUCAGUCAAAGAUUCAGAAAGAUGAUUGUUAUGGAUUGAAUCUAAAAUAUAAUGAAUGUACAAGAACGAAGCAUGCUUUUAUAAAUACAGCACCAAAAACCAUGCAACAAGCCAAACUAUUUUCUGCAAGGAGGUUGAUGUGAGUAAAUUGGAUAGGAGUCUCUGUAGGUGGUGGUAAUGCAUUGAAUGGGGUGGAAAAUUAGUAUACUUUAAAUGGUGAACUAUAUCCAGCUAGUUUUUGAGAACAGCUAAGUGUUUGGACAUUUGGUUAAUGGCAACAGCUACCUUUUUUAUUCAUGUUUCAUGUAUGCCAAUUUUAGCACCAAUGUUACUGUACUUCACCAUCAAGUAAGGUGGACCAAGAUUAGCAUUGCAUUGGGUCUGUUCAACAAGCAGAUUGUUUUGAUGGCAACCUAUGAUGGUCUUCUGUAAUUACUCUCCCGAUGUUAAAAUCUGUGUUGUACACCGGAGUUGCAUUUUCUUUUUAGCAGUCUCAUCCUGUCGAAUCUAAUGUGACUUGUAUGUGUUAAAUAAAAGUUGUA
Molecule: messenger RNA, 5000 nt
Organism: Polyodon spathula (Mississippi paddlefish)
Lineage: Eukaryota; Metazoa; Chordata; Actinopteri; Acipenseriformes; Polyodontidae
Product: regulator of G-protein signaling 14-like
Exons: 15
Coding region: 76-1923 (615 amino acids)
Biological process (GO): signal transduction
Molecular function (GO): GTPase activator activity
Source: RefSeq, a predicted model, not a curated record